Acyrthosiphon pisum (pea aphid) is the source of this 1299-nucleotide messenger RNA. Its product is annotated as dynein heavy chain 17, axonemal-like. Gene Ontology annotation, biological process: microtubule-based movement. Gene Ontology annotation, cellular component: dynein complex. The record is from RefSeq and is a predicted model, not a curated record. Gene Ontology annotation, molecular function: dynein light intermediate chain binding; dynein intermediate chain binding; ATP binding. Bases 523 to 1260 code for a protein of 245 amino acids. The transcript is spliced from 3 exons. Lineage: Eukaryota; Metazoa; Arthropoda; Insecta; Hemiptera; Aphididae.
AUGUUAAACGUUUUAUAAUUCAUUUUUAUUUAAAUGCAUAUUGUACGUAACUGUGAACUUAUUAAGUAGAUGGGGUCCUAUUGUAAUAUUAUUACAAUAUACUAGUAUACCUAUGUAACAUAAAAUCACUUUUCAAAAACAGGAUAACUCCAUUUUUCAUAAAAAUCGAAAUUUUUGUUAGCAUAGGUAUAUUAUAAUAUAAUAUUGGGGUUACCUAUCGUGUCUUGUUCAAUCUUUUUAAUGAUGUCCUUUAAAAUAGUCGUUUAAUUUAACAAUGGCCGGCGUUCCUGCUGAACCAGCCGUUGCCAGGAAAACUGGAAUAACUAAAGAUUUAGGAAGAGCAUUACCAAUGGUCUAUGUUUUCCAUUGCUCCGAACAAAUGGAUUUUAGAGUAAAUUAAUCAAUCUUGACCGAAUUAAUUGUAUAAAAUAUUAUGCAUCUUAAAAGAUUGCCUUGAGAUAUUAGAUUAUAAAAUUUAAAUUUUAGGGGGUGGAUGGAAAUUGUUGCGAAUAUGAAGUUAUAAUGCGAGCUCUUCGAAAGCUCACCACUCAAAAAAUUGUAACUGAAGAUACUACUUUAUUUAUGGGACUCGUCGGUGAUUUGUUUAUUACGCUAGACGUGCCCCGAACACGUGAAUUAGAAUUUGAAAAUCAAAUUCGUCAAGCUAUGGUUGACUUGAAACUCCAGCAUAAGAAUAAUUUCAUUCUCAAGGUGUUGACGUUGGAAAUUAAUGAACGUAUUGCCCUAACACAGACAAUGCGUCUACCGUUCGAUAUACCCAAUUUGAGGUCCACCACGCCAGGCUCUGUUUUCCAGGCUGGUGUACUUUACUUAAACCAUACUGAUCCGUAUGUUACUAGCUGGAUUGGCACUAGUGAUAAUGCAACCGAAAAAGCUGCUCUUCUGGUACUGUUAAAUAAAUAUGUGCCCAUCUGUUUGGAAGUGCUUAAAACGAAAUUCAAAAUCGUAACACCCAUAUCGGAAAUAAUGCACAAACAAAUGUUGUGUACGUUACUCGAUUGUCUUUCGACUCCCAUCAAUAAUUGUCCGCCGGAAACUGCUAGGGAUGUGUACGGAACAUAUUUUGUGUUCGCUUGUCUUUGGGCGUUUGGUUCAGCAAUAUUUCCAGAUCAGUUGAUUGAUUGGCGAGUUGAAUUUUCCAAAUGGUGGUUAUCAGGGUUUAAAACCAUUACAAUUUCAUCAUCAGGAAGUGUGUUAAAUUAUUUCAUCGACCCUGAACGAAAACAAUUUAUUCCUUGAUCAAAUCGUGUAUCAUAUUUCGAGCUUGUUCCAGAUACA